Protopolystoma xenopodis is the source of this 489-nucleotide messenger RNA. NCBI's taxonomy places the organism in Eukaryota, Metazoa, Platyhelminthes, Monogenea, Polystomatidea, Polystomatidae. The record is from the annotation of a GenBank genome assembly.
AUGCUUCAUUCAGCCUCUUGCGUCCCAGCUACUCUCGAAGGUUCCGACGGCUCCACGCGAAGCCUCCUGCCGUUUAGUACAAGACCGCCCCGGACAUCGGCCUCAGGGCCAGCUUCAGCUGACUCGAAAAGGCCUCUAGCCCCGGCAACUGUGACCUCGAACGACCGGGUUGCCGGCCUACUGGCCUUAGAGGCUGGUGGCGACAUUCAACCCGAGGAUGAAGAGCAUGACGCUACACUACGUCGUCUCGGCGCCUCUGUACGGGCAAUGCUCAGCUCUCCGGCCAAUCUGGCAAACUAUCUUGAUCUACAACUGCUUCGCCAGCGUCUGGAUGACGCAAUCCGGCAACACAUCGAGCGCCAACACGAGAGACAGCUGCAACAGCAGCAUUGUGAAGACCCUGCUGGCACUCGUUCUCAGCCCAACAACACGGUCGACCUUUUGUCUCUCUCUAAUAUGGAGGCCAUCAAGCGCUUAAAAGGUAUUAGG